CUAAAUAAACACUCACCUCUCAACUAAGUCGAUCACCAUCCCAUUAUCAUUAUUGUUUCACCUCCUUCUUCUGUAUCUAUAUAUAUAUAUAAUAUAUAAUCUGUAUCUCUCACUAUCAUCUGUAGCUAUUAUCACAUCUCUGGAUUGCCUGCCAUGAUGAAUACUCUCAUGCGAAGAGCUACAUCACAGAUCGGUUCGUACACAAAAAAUGUUGGAGGUUCUAGAAUUUUCCUGGCAAGGUGGAACAGUACAGAAGCAGUCAAAAGCGAUGAAGACUCUAAUGGGUUUAAGGGACAUGAUAUGCUAGCUCCGUUCACUGCCGGGUGGCAGACUAGUGAUGUACAUCCAUUGGUUAUAGACAAGUCUGAGGGUUCAUAUGUCUAUGAUAUCAAUGGGAAAAAAUAUCUUGAUUCUCUUGCUGGUUUAUGGUGUACAGCUUUAGGGGGGAGUGAACCCAGGCUUGUUGAUGCCGCAACUAAACAGCUAAACACUUUACCAUUCUACCACUCCUUUUGGAACCGUACCACAAAACCUUCUUUGGAUCUUGCAAAAGAACUUCUUAAAAUGUUCACAGCAAGUGAUAUGAAGAAAGUCUUUUUCACAAAUAGUGGUUCAGAAGCUAAUGACACUCAGGUGAAAUUGGUAUGGUAUUAUAACAAUGCACUUGGAAGGCCAAAUAAGAAGAAAUUCAUUGCUAGAUCUAAAGCAUAUCAUGGGUCAACUCUCAUAUCAGCUAGUCUUUCCGGCCUUCCAGCACUGCACCAUAAAUUUGACCUGCCUACCCCGUUUGUAUUACAUACUGACUGUCCACAUUAUUGGCGAUUCCAUCUUCCAGGUGAAACAGAGGACCAAUUUUCAACGAGGUUGGCAACCAAUUUGGAAAACUUGAUUAUCAAAGAAGGACCCGAGACGAUUGCUGCAUUUAUUGCUGAACCAGUCAUGGGAGCAGGAGGUGUGAUACCGCCACCCGAAGGCUAUUUUGAAAAGAUCCAGGCUGUUGUUAAAAAAUACGAUAUUUUAUUCAUUGCAGAUGAGGUAAUCUGUGCGUUUGGGAGGCUUGGAACUAUGUUUGGAUGUGAUAAGUACAACAUUAAGCCUGAUCUUGUCUCCAUAGCCAAGGCCCUUUCCUCUGCAUAUAUGCCCAUUGGAGCUGUUCUUGUUUGCCCAGAAGUUGCAGAUGUCAUAUCUUCCCAGAGCAAUAAACUUGGUGCAUUUAGUCAUGGAUUUACCUAUUCUGGGCAUCCUGUAGCGUGUGCUGUUGCCUUGGAAGCACUUAAAAUUUACCAAGAGAGAAACAUUGUUGAUCAAGUGAAUAGUGUAGCCCCAAAGUUUCAAAAUGGUUUAAAAGCCUUUUCAUCAAGUCCUAUCAUUGGAGAGAUUCGUGGGACAGGUUUGAUUUUGGCAACAGAAUUUGCUGAUAACAAGUCACCUGACACCCCUUUCCCUCCUGAAUGGGGUGUAGGCGCCUAUUUUGGAGCAGAGUGUCAGAAACAUGGAAUGUUAGUGCGUAUUGCCGGGGACAACAUAAUGAUGUCUCCACCAUUUAUUAUCACCCCUGCUGAAGUUGAUGAGUUGAUAAACAUCUACGGAAAGGCACUUAAGGCAACAGAAAUGAAGGUGGAGGAACUGAAAUCUCAGCAAUAACAGCAGUUGACUUGUGUACUUACAAAGUCUUUGGUGGCGGUUUGGGUACAGUUUUGAUUGUAAAUGUAGACCGUGUGUGAUUCGUUCCAGCUUUUAUGAACGAAACACAACAUUAAUUACUUUUUAAAUUAAUAAAUGUUUCUUGCGCAAGUUAGAUUAAGUUUUUGAUUCUCAUAAAACAAGUGUUUGAAGUGUGAUCUAUAGAUAUUGUUGAGAACUUGAGAUUUC
Messenger RNA from Erigeron canadensis, 1872 nucleotides. RefSeq names its product gamma aminobutyrate transaminase 1, mitochondrial-like. The record is from RefSeq and is a predicted model, not a curated record. Lineage: Eukaryota; Viridiplantae; Streptophyta; Magnoliopsida; Asterales; Asteraceae. Gene Ontology annotation, molecular function: S-adenosyl-L-methionine:8-amino-7-oxononanoate transaminase activity; pyridoxal phosphate binding. Bases 154 to 1644 code for a protein of 496 amino acids. Gene Ontology annotation, biological process: biotin biosynthetic process. The transcript is spliced from 19 exons.